Molecule: messenger RNA, 5996 nt
Organism: Acromyrmex echinatior (Panamanian leafcutter ant)
Lineage: Eukaryota; Metazoa; Arthropoda; Insecta; Hymenoptera; Formicidae
Biological process (GO): regulation of RNA splicing
Cellular component (GO): cytoplasm; nucleoplasm
Molecular function (GO): RNA binding; metal ion binding
Source: RefSeq, a predicted model, not a curated record
UAUAAUCAGAGAUUUUUAAAAUUUAAAAUUAAGAUUAAAAAGAUGUCAGAUUAAUUUUGCUCGCUAGCGAUUUUGAUUCACACAGAUCUGAAGUCGAUUUUCUGGGAAUGCAUCGAUCGCUCCAAAUGGGAAGUCAUCUGUACCUACUUGCCUGGUCAAACUGUCACCUCGACAAAACUCGAUAUAGACACUUACUAGCGCAUGCGAACACGGUGUACUUGAAAUGCAAAGCUUCAUAGAGGAAUGCACGAGAGCGUAUUCGUUCGAAGGAUUCGCUAUCCGUGGCUAUCUUAUAUUCGCGGGGUCAAGCCACGAGUUAUAUUAUAUCAUAGACAUGUAUAGUUUAAUAUACUAUGCAGUGCCAUAUACAUAUAUACCUCUUGAUUCGUUUGCAGCGCAAGAAAUAAAUCGGCGUGCGCGUGCGACUUCUAACGACAGGCUCUGUACGAGAUGAAUGUAUGCCAGCCAAAUACAUAUAUGUAUUACACGUAUAUAUACAUACACACACUGGUGCAUGUUCAAGCGCGAUCGUUCAUGGUAUCUCUUUCAACUUUCUGUUUCAUGCUUGCCUUCGCCUGGAUACCCCACCGCACGCGUCUUUCAACCGAAAAUUCACCAUGUGCAUACCGUUUCCACUGCUUUGAUCCCAACUCGACCGGUGCAAUCCCGAUGUCCUGUGAGAGGUCCACGUCGAUCCAAUCCUCUAAUUGGUCUCCUGAAACAUCCAUGUGAUCUAUACGAUGAUUCCCGUCUGAUCCUUGCUUCGCUCCGAUCGAAUUACACUCAUGUGGCGAUUGUGUGACAACUCUCCCGCUCGUACGUCGAAAAUUUUCGCGACAAACUAAAUAUUAAACCGUCACGUUAUUAAUUAAUGACUUAAAAAAACUUAUUAUCUGUCCGUAAAAUUAUCCCGUACAUCUCACGAUAAACGAUAAAUAUGUAAUAACAAAACGCGUAUGCACGCAUCGUCAAUAUUGUUGGUCGCACGCCACUUAAAAUUCGAUGCAAAAUUGUCAAUCAUUUUUUUCGCGUUCGUUAACCAAUCAUACGACGAAACUCUGUGGUGAUGGGUUGUCGGUGCUUUCUCUUCUUCCCCCUUCUGUCUUUUUUUUUUUAUUUCUCACAAUCACUGAUCUCGUUUCGUUCGUUGGUGGCCACGCUGAAUCGUUUGAUAAAUAUUUGGCAAACGAAUGAACGAAAUAAAAUGACAUACGGAUUCAAACAUCAUGCGACUCGCGAUGAUAAAACGAAAAAUAAACGAUAUGAUAAUAUUGAUUAUAUAUAUAUGAAUAUAUAUAUACAUAUAUAUAUAUAUUUAUAUAUAUUUAUAUAUACAUAACGUUGGCUUGGUAUGUGUGCACCGCGCCGCAUUAUUUCGAUGCCCGCCCAUCAAAUCUCGAUGCCCCCGUGGACAAAAUCGGAAUUAAUGUCUGUGCGGCACACCCUGGUACAUGCAUCCGUCGUUCAUCGAAUUUAAUAUGUGUAUAAUAUUGCGCGCCCGAAUACGCACGUACGUUCGCGCGCUCCAAUACGCGUGGCAACCAACGCGCCGAAAUCUUCUCGUUUGCACAACCAUGCGUGUAAACGAACUCGAAAAAAAAAAAUAAUAAUAAUAAUAAAUAAAUAAAACGACGGGCGCGAUGACAAGCCGACGAUUUACACUUUCGUUUUCCGUAAUUUACGCUUUCAUUUUUCUCGCGCUUUUUCACUCGUUACCGGCGUGUUUAUCGGGAACGACGAACGGCUGCGGCCGCAAUUUAACCGACGACUCAUCAUGUUCCUUCGUGGAGUGCUUAAAAAAAUAAAAUAAAAUAAAAUAAAAUAAUAACUCAAAAUUAAAUGAAUGACACGUAUAAAAUAUUUUUUUGGAACUGAACGAUAAAACGAAUUCGAUCUCACUGUCGUACAUGUACCUGGAUGCUCCGAGGACACGCUCCACGCGUGUCUCCUUUGAUCUGGUGCCUUCUCCACCGAAUUCAACCGACUGUGGUAAUGAAUGACCACCAAAAAAACUACCGAUACUUGAAAAAAAUAUACCGUACGAACACUGCCUCGUUUGCUGCAUGUGGAUCGCCUUAGCAGCCUUAGCCACUGUCGGGGCCCAAAUGGUCCCUCAAAACGCUCACUGUGUCGUCUACACAGACAGCUGCGGACAGUUACUGGACACCCUCCCGGUGUGCCAAGAUUUUAAUCGACAAGUGUGCAACCGUCCCGCCUGCAAGUUUAUUCAUCUCAAUGAUGGAAACGUGGAGGUGAUUGACAACCGUGUAACGGUGUGCAGAGACGCAGUGAAGGGUGCGUGCAUGCGACCUCAGUGUAAAUAUUACCACAUACCGGUCGCGUUGCCGCCGGCGCCUCUGAUGGCGAUCGCAUCGUCUGCCUCGCCUUAGGGUUACUUUUGCCAGCGGCUAACGCUGGGACCGCAAGAGGAAACGAGGAAGAAGAUUCGAUAAGUUUGCGCGAACACGCAUCUCCGUACAUGUCGGGAUUAUUGUGCAUCGAGGCGGCAUCAGUAGCGACACCGGCGAACAAAGCGUAUGAGAAGAAAUGGAGGCACACCGAAUAUCGCCGUUCUUGUCGUCGAUUCGAUUUAGCUUCAACAGCACGUCGAUAUUCCUCCGCGACAUUCCUUUCCGAUGUACAUGCUUAUAAUGCACACGCACGAAUGUGCGAACGCACGUUCAGGUGACAGGGGGGAAAUAGCGCGCGGUAGGAAGAAUAAGAGUAGGAAAACGUUGCCGAAGAGAGGUUUCUGUUCGGCAUGAAGUCGGAACGGAGAAGGAAGAAAAUACAUAUAAGCCCGAAAGUUCUUGCAUAUGUAAGAGACGUUGUUGCCGAAAGAGAAGACUGAAAGAGAAAGAAUUUUGGGUGAUUGGAUCGUGGAAGUUGAAAGACCGAGUAAUCCGGUAAAUCGUUGCGUCGUCGUGAAGAUUGUAUCAUCAAAGUAUUCGUUAGAAACGCAGCGAGCUAGUGAGCAAAGUCUUCCUUAAUGUCGUCUUUUUUUCUUUCGAUUUAUAUUUGGCUUCCCACGCAUCGUGUAAGGGUAAAUAAACUCGAAACGAUUCGGAAUAAUUCGUAAAACCGGAGCGGUAUUUCAACUUUCACGAUACUCUUAUUUUUUUUCGUUAACUCGCUGGGUCUUUCGGAACGAGUGUAAAGCAUCGACGGGAAAACAAUGACAACGUUUUGUCCCAGCGGGUAAACAUGAAACUUGAAUACAUCGGGAUCCAUUCUUCUCGCGAUCGAGCGAGUUAGCGAACAAUGACCCGCGGUUCAGUAUCGUUUAAGUUUCUAUGACUUCUCAUUGACGUGGCGAAGUCGCAUCAGCUCCUUUCUCGGUCUUAAUUAAUAAUCGAUGAAUAAUAGUUUUUUCGAGGGCAGCAAAAAGCUGAAGAAAUAAGUUUUAUUCUCGAUUUUGAAAUCUUGCUUUUAUGAUAUCGAUAUUUCGAAUACAAUUAUUUUUGUUCUAUGAUCGAAAAAUAGAAGAAACAAGAAAGAGUCAUAUAUAAAAUACUAUAUAAGACACUUGUCUUAUACAGCAACUUGCAACAUUAGCAACGUUAGCAAUAUUAUUACAAUAUUACUGACGGAACGUUGAUGCAACAUUGUUGGAAUGUCUUGUAUAUUGUAUAGGAUCUUUCUUCAUCUCUUUUUCAUCAUAGAAAGAAAUAAUUGCAUUAUGUUUUGCAAAGAUAUGAAUGACGUUUAUAAUAGAUUUUAUAUUUUCUAUGUUUGCGAGAACUUCACAUUCUCUUAUAUCUACAAUUUUCUUCCUUUUCCCAAUUUCUGACAUGCACUCAGUGUCUUCUUUCGCCGUGACGUGUGAUGCACGUUCGCGCAAUGCAAGACAUGCUCGUUAGAAAAUCCGAAGAGAGUUUGUCUCGAAAUAUUGUUCUAUAAAGGCGUAUAUUAAUAUUAUACAUAUAAUUAUAUUAUAUAUUUACGCCAGAUUUCGGCGUAAGAAAGAAAUCGUAACCUUAUCACACAUAAGUAGAUUAGCUAGGGGCCGCGAAUCAACGCGAUGAAACAAAUGACCGAAGAACACUGAUUUUGAAGAAAAAGAAGAAGAGAAACGUAUAUAAUACAAAAUAUAACGACGAUAAAAUAUCACCGAGAUGAUGAGAGAAUUUACACGAGAUAUGAUAUAACGCGGCGAACGCAUAACGAAGUUUUUUAUACUCGUAUAUAACAAAUCUCAAUUAUAUUUUGUUUUUAUGAUAAUAAUGUAAACGCCUGUGUGUAUAUACGUACGAGGAGAGACAUGUAUAUGUAUAUGUAUGCAUAUGCGAGAGGGUGUAACGAUUUCGCUCGAAGAGGAGCAUAAUAGUUAUCGGCGGAUUGAUUGGCGGCAAUUAGAUGAGAGGCGAAGUGAGGUAAUGGUCGGAAAUGGUCGAAAUUUCAGAAACUGCGAAGCGAUCAAUUCUCUCGCGCGAGAGGAAUAGAAAGCCUUAAUGAGGUUUACACCGGCUAUUUGACUUUCGACCGUCUUACUUGAUUCGCGAGAACCGAGCAAACGCCGAAAAUCGCACAUUCUAUAGGCUGGUAAACACUAAUUAAUUAUUACACUACGACAAAUGUAUAUGACAAAUUUAUAUGCAUACGAUAAGAAAUUAUAUUUAAUUAAAGGUAGGCUCUCUUCAGGGGGAGUUGGAAGUAUAAAACAAGAGCGAUCGCGAGAGGAGAUAUCGCGAGAUAUUCUUGGUGCGUACGAAAGCUGCCGAGAGAGACGAGAGGAAUCGUUUUAUAUAUCUGCUCUUCGAGACAAAUGAAAAAAAAAAAAAUGAAACAAUCGAUCCGCUGGAUCGCGUGUAUAGGUUUACACGAUUGAUAGGGAAUAAGUUUAUACGUUGUUUCAGUCUUCGUAAAUACGCGACCCUUCGUAAUUACUUUAAUUAUUGCGUUAAUUAUCCUUUAAUCUAAUAAUUAUUCAUUUCCCGUGAAGGACCCCCCUCCAUCGAUCGAGUCUUUCGUCAUUAAAUGCAUUCUUCAUGAUAAUUCUUUCGUGCACGCUUAAUUGCAUCUUUGAAGGUAACUCUCUACGAUUACGCGUGCACUUUGCAUAUAUACAUAUAUAUAUAUUCGCGUUUGCGAAUCUCAUUUCUUUCCACAGUUAAAAAUUUAAACGAUACAUUCUCGCGUCCAGAAAAAAAAAACAAAUAUUCCGAACAAUAUUUUUUUACAAGGUAUACAUAUAUACGUCGAAAAUAUUAAUGUUAAGGCACGCUUGCGGAUCUAAUUUCCUUGAAAAUAUCUCGUGGGCUGAUGCUCACUCGAUAGAAUUUGCUCUGGAGAGUCAUUCUCAGAGUUUAAUUUCAUAAAGUAUGCCAUCAGUCUAAGACUUUGAAAAUUUCAUUACAUAUGCUAACACUUACAAAUAUGUGGCAAUGCUUGAAAGACAUUUUACCGUCCAGGAGAGGCUUACACCAACUUUCCCGACCAACGACACGAUAUGAUCUAUCGAAUAUUCAUACCGAAAUAUAUUGCGAAAUGAAAAAUGCACUUUUGAACUAGUCAUGAUGAUGGGACAGGAUCCUUCACAACUUCCCUUUUUGUACUGUUAGAUAAUAUUAUAUUCUUUUUUUUAAACUUAGUUAAUGCAUUAAUCGUUUAAUUGUUUAAUCGAUCACAUUGAUGAUAGUUUUAAAUAAUUAUUUAAACGAAAUUUAGGAAUAUAACAAAGUACUCUAACGACAAAAUAAGAAUAAGCCUACGGAUAUAAAAUAAUAAAUAAAAAUAAAAUUAAACGAGUGAUUAAAGAGUUAAGCAAGUAAAUGUUCCUGUACAGCAUUUAAGAAUCAAAGGACACUCUUAUCAAAGCAAAAGGAAAAAACAGAUUAUACACCUUUGGUAUUAGAAGGGAAAGAUCCGAGGCUGGCGAAUAUAGUUGGAAGUUCAACUUUGUAAAUUACUCGUGUACAUAAAAUAGUAUUAAUGCGUGAGAAAUAACUCUCGAGGUUUUAGAGUAGACAGAAUAAAAGUACUGAGGAUUCUAGGAA